Cadophora gregata is the source of this 1857-nucleotide messenger RNA. RefSeq lists its product as uncharacterized. The record is from RefSeq and is a predicted model, not a curated record. Bases 510 to 1253 code for a protein of 247 amino acids. Lineage: Eukaryota; Fungi; Ascomycota; Leotiomycetes; Helotiales; Ploettnerulaceae. The transcript has 2 exons.
CCAUUUUUGUCUGUUCCCUUAUCCGGCACGGCUCAUGGACUUGCUCCCCGCCGGUCGACCAAUCCAAUCCAAUCGCAUCCACAUGUUGCAUUCCGGGUUGGUAAACGACUUCAUUCGCAGAUGGAUGUCGAAUCAAAAGCUUACCUAUUUGAUGAAAUACCGACGAGCAGGUUCGUGGGUCAAGAAAGUGUCGCGUCCUUCGCACUGGAAUCAUGGUCCAUGGGUUCUAAUCUCCACCACGACCGAGGUCUCAGAUCAAGGCUUAACUAAAUCGCCAUUACUUGCUUCACAUGGAGGACCUUCCUUGUACCUCCGCACGAAACUACACCUAAUGUGGCGGAAGAACCCUUUCCAAGCCCGAAGCCAGUCCUGUCACAACCCAUGUCAACAUUGCCUUGGCCUAGCUCACGUGGGUUCGUGAUUACGUAGCUCCAGGUUGAAGCUUUGGUUCUCGCGACAUCAAUUUGCAUCUUUCCUAAACCACAACGCACCUAUUCCAGAAGAACACAAUGCCUUCUUCAUCCUCAGACGAAGAUGAUGCAAUCUUUCAAUCACACUACCGAGGCGAUUCGUCGUCAAGCUCAUCGCCCUCACCACCAGCUCUCCAACACAACUUCUUCGCGCCACCGUUUUACGGUCGCCCACCAACACCUCUCCCACCCUCUCCUUCCCUCACCUCCCUCCUUCGACCAUCUCGCCCCACCACUCCCGAUACCUCUGCCGAUGAAUUAGAACCUGUACCCCGUGCCUCACCGAAGGUUCCAACAUAUGAAUAUUAUGGCUUCGUGCUGUACCUGUUCUCAUCCCUGACCUUCCUCAUGUACCUCCUCUGGUCCUACCUGCCCUCGCCUUUCCUCCGUGCGCUAGGCAUAACGUAUUAUCCGGAUCGGUGGUGGUCGUUGGCCAUACCGUCGUUCCUGGUCAUGCUGAUUGUCUACAUUUACGUGGCGCUGGCAAGCUACAAUACAGGAUAUCUUACUCUACCUCUUAGUAGCAUUGAGACGAUCAUCGAUGAUGCAGCGAAUGUGGCGACAAUUGAUGGAAAAGGGAGACAAGCAGCGAGUAAUAUUGUGAAGGAGAAAGACAGGGGACGGGAUAGGAGAGAGCGACCUGAGAAAGAGAGGACAAUCAAGGAUUGGAGGGCACUGUGGAGUCAGGGUACAGAUGCUGUGAUGGAUGUUCCAUUGGGAGGAGUAUGUGAAGUCCUCUAUGGUGAACUCAGGGAGGAUGUAGACGAUGAUGAGACUUUAUGAUAUGGGCAGGGUGAUUAAGAGACGAUGCCACUACUUCGCAGCGGACUCGAGAUCAUCUCCAUGACUCUCAAUACUUUCGUCAUGUCCGUCCAUGUGUCAUGAUGCCAAGGCAAAACACAAGCCCCAUGAUGGUUUCCUCAUUUGCCUUAUUUACCAUGCGUCGGGCCGACCACAUCUUCUUCUGGUCUGUUUCCAUGGUCACGACGAAAAGAUUGGCCACAGCAGCAAUGUCGGGUCUGAGCACAGGACGUCAGUAAAGUAUCAUUACUUUACAUAUAACAACUAAACCACUAUAUCCAAUUUCACGAGAUGGGAAUCGUUUGUCGUCUACUGGGCUGGGAAAACUGUACCAUGUAGUCGUUGUCACACCCACGGAUCUUGAAGAAGCUCGGGACUACAAAGAUGCGGAGCAAUGAUCCGGAAUCACGCAUGUUCCGACAUGUAAGCGAGGACUGUGAGGACGGGAAUGAUAUGUCGCUUACGAGGAGGAGGACCAAGAGAGUCGAUAGGCAGGCAAAAAUGUUUUGCGUGCCGUACGUAGAGGUUGUUACAGAAUCAGUGGACUUUUACAUGUUGAGAGACUGAAUUUGGUCAUCUUGAAUGG